Messenger RNA from Adineta steineri, 375 nucleotides. NCBI's taxonomy places the organism in Eukaryota, Metazoa, Rotifera, Eurotatoria, Adinetida, Adinetidae. The record is from the annotation of a GenBank genome assembly.
AUGGUUUUUUCAGCAGUCUUCUUCGUUUUGAUGGCAACAAGCUGCACGGGACGCACAGUGGAGGAGGGAGUCAAUCUAGCUGCGGAGCCCAAUGAUGUUGCUGACCAUUUAACCAACAACGGUGAUCCUCGUAUUCUUUGUCCUAUUUGUGCUCUUCUUGGUUGUAAUUUUGAUUUUGGUCUUUGUGCUCUUCUUUGCCCUGCUUGUAAUCCUACUACUACGACAACUACUACUAGUACUACUCCUCCUGAUUGUUCUGCUUGUGAUAAUGCUGGUUUUGAUUAUGAUAUUUUUGAUGAUGCUUGUUGUCCUGAGGCUCCUUGUGCUAAUGGUUGUUAUUCCAAUGGUCCUGGUGGUUGUCAUUGUCGGGGUUAA